ACGGCAGCUGUCAAGCUGCAUAUCUACCCACUUCGACGGCUCCAUGCGCGGAAGAGUAGGGACAAAAAGGAAACCACGGAUGAAUACAGAGUGGCAUUAUUGGUUAAAUCAUUGGAGUAUCGAUUAUGACUUUUUGCAAUGCAAUCUUCCACCCGCCCUUCACCUAAACCAAAGGGGCUUAAUUGGCCGGUGUCCUCAAAUAUCACCAUUUUUGUGCGAAACCUGAGGCUGCUACGCCUUGACCAACUCCCUGACUGGCCAAAUAUAACUGUCCGCUCCUUUGCAGGCGCUCAACCAAAUCUCCGCCAACGCAUUAAAGCGGUGGAAUGGUCUCUGUACCAACUGUUUACGAUAUGGGACCCAGAAGGGACCCAGAAUAGAUUGCGCCCCUUUUUCCCUCCACUGGAGCCCUUACAAUCUGUUAACCUUCGGGCUGCGCUUUUUCGUGCCCUAUCCGAUCUCAAAAAGAAUGGCGUUCUCGGAAGAGAAGCGAUCCUCCGCAAGACGAUGCUAGAUGAGUGCAAAGGGGAGAAGUUCGAGGAGGCACUGGCCACCUUUUCUUUGGCUGUGUUACGGGAGGUGAUAUUGGCGCGCAAGGGUGAACACAAAAAUCCAGUUCUUGAGAUGACAAUCAAUGGAUGCACUUCCUCCCCAGAACAAGAGAUGCUGGUUCCGCUGGUUAUAGCGCAUCGUGCCGCACUUACGACCAUGAUUAAUGAUAAAUGCCAUGUACGAGAAGCUUAUGACCAUCUGAAAAUUCUGCUUGAAAAUAAGACGAAAGAGCUUGCUGUCCGAUCAAAAGAAGCUGCGAACAAACCGACUGCAAAUGAAGCCGAACUUACCCAUGAGAUAAUGAACCUAUGGUACGGAAAUGAAAAAUGGGCCGACAUAAUUCUCAAUGGUGGAAUGCAAGUGUUCACUGAUCGCGUUCUUGAAUCAUCAUUUUCACGGGCGUUGUCACUGAUUAAGAAUGGACGGUUGGAUGACAUGGAAAACAGGUCUUCUUCUGAUCUAUUGGCUGAUUUGGAUAAUCGACUCGCAGAGCAGAAAGCCAGGGUUGAAAAGUGGCGGAAGUUUAAACAGACUCUCGUUGAAGAAAGACGUGCAUCACCACCAUCCAAACAUCGGAGCUCUUCCAAGAUUUUGGCAUUUCGGAACCACCAGCCGUUAACGAUCGCUUCACUUGCUCAGUCAGAUCGAAAAUCGACUCCACCGUCGCUAAAUGACACGAAGUACUCCUCAUUGGUUUCAGAUCUUGAUGCUGCACUUCUCAAGCACAAUGUCAAUAUCUCUCAGAAGAAAGAGCGGCCAGAUUCAGGGGAUCCAAGAAAUCGGAGACUAUCCAAUAUUCAUUCAAAUCGUAAUUAUUCACUGGACCAAGCAGCGUUAAGUCUUCUCGCCGACCAACCAACUCCCAAUUCCAACUAUAUGGAUAAUGCUUCCAUCAUUUCCUCUCUUCCAACCCAGGGGAGCAGCAGAGGCUCCCCUAGGCUAGAAAGCGGAGAGGUAAGCGGUUCAGGAACUCCGCAUUACGAAUACUUUUCUGGCGUUGCUACUCCAUCAAUCACCAUCGAAUACGAUUCGAACCCUAGUCCCGUAAACGAGGACGCCGAAUCCCCACAAUUAAUCUCUGUAAAUUCUACGUGCUCUGUUUCAAGCAAUCUUAUUGAACGUACAAGACAUUCAAUGUCGUUCCUCCCCACACCUAGCGCACGACCCCGACAGUCUCUAGCAGCGAAGCCUCGAAAAUCGCAAGUAUUUCCUACAAACCAGUUUGAAACUCCCAAAAAGCGCGAUUCGCGGAGCCUCAUGCCAGGAAGCUCUGGAACGUUAACCCCCAAGGAAGAACUGUUUAGUCAGGAUGCGGAUUAUGCCAGCGUGUUUAAGAGCAGGCCUAGGGUGGCCAUGAGCCCCGUGAAUUCUCCAGCGGUACACAUAUUACCGCUGGAUGAUCGUGAUAUGGAUGGAGAUGGGGAUCGGACUAUUGAUAUGGAUGCUGAAAUGUCAGAAGGCGACUUGCAAAACUCGCCGUUGUUUGGGGCUCGGUUUACAUCUAGAGCAUAAGUUUAUACUGCCUCCCAAAGUAUUAUUCAACCUAGCCUAAACUGCAGUAUUCUUGUCCUUACCGAUAUCUCACCUCGGAAUCAACCCACCUAUGCGUCUAUACCCCAGUGUUUAGAAAUCAUGGUGUCUUUGUGCUCUAGGUUUUGGUUUAGUAGUCACUUUGUCCGCAAAUGAGAUCUUGGUACCGACAUUUGGCUUCGGUUAUCGAUAAGGCGCAGGAACACCAGCGAGUUAGCAACUUUUACUACCCGAGAUGAUAUGCUAAAGGAUUAUAUGCUCAAAAAGGCUGAGCCCGCCUUGGGACUAGUCGUAUUAGUAUAUCUCAAUUUUCAUUCCCGUGCGGUCAGUAUCUUGCGUUUUGAAAAUUAUUGUCAAAUAUUUCCGUGAGGUUUCGCAUGUCAGCUCCUGUCCUAGUUGGGCGGCUCCCUCCCAUCGCCAUAUACCACCGCACGGCCACGGCUAAAAUAUCCUCCAUAUUGUUCAUUUAUGUCGAUAGGUAGUUUCAUUUCUGUUUAGAUAAAUGACAAAAAAGAAUUCCUAAAAAAUUAACUGGCACGUCCGAGAGAAGCUUGUAAGCUCUCUCGCCAGGGGCUGCUAUCCAUGCCUAACCCUCGCCCAAUCAAGACCAUUUUGCAGUGGUUCCCCGAAGCCGAUGGGUGCCUGCUAUCAGUCUCUGUAAUAUCAAAUACUUCCUGUACUCCCUGGAUGACCUGCGUACUGCCAUCUGUCAGGCAGAGCAACCCCUUUAAUCGAUGGAUUUCAAAAUCUUCAAUCUUCUGCUGGCCCUGAUUUGUCGGUGGAAGUUGACGCUCCCACAGUAACGAGCGCAGCCAUGCGUCCACUUUGGGCACGCAUUCUGGCGUUAUCUUGUCAAUGGUGAAGGAGAGGGUUGAUAUUGACUGGACGGAGCAUAAAUAGUCAGAACGAAGAAGAGGGGCAACCCUCUACAUAGGGAGGCAAAUUCAGCAAAGAAGAAGCAUAACCUACAGGAUCCAGAUGACUAUGGCCCUUCUCGCUGAAAUCGACAUCGGUCACAUUGUCAUAAGCAUGGAGUUCAAGCACUGUGCCUUCGAGAUUGGGGACUUUGCUAUGAUCCGUCACAAUAAUUUUAGCCAGGCCGUUAAUGGAGAUUACCCGCUCCUUAACCUUGUCAAGCUCAGCGGCAGUAAGCAGGUCACUCUUGUUCAGUAUGAUCACGUCAGCAUGUGAUAUCUGGAGAUGAGCUGUGGUAAGAACCGCGCCGUGGUGCGUUCCCUGGACCUCCGCCGGCGCUGGCUCGUCAAGAAGCCGGAGGAUGUUCUUCCCAUCGACUAAGGUGACGAUCCCAUCCAGGUAGAUAGUACUGCCUAGGCCAUCGUCAACCCAGAACAACGGUGCAAUGUUACCUGGAUCGGCAAGGCCGGUUGUCUCCAGCAAAAUGUAGUCAAAUGUGCCUUGGCGCUCCAUGAGCGAUUCAAUGGCGACUACUCCCGUGUCUCUGUCGGUGAUAUUAGCUGGAAUAGUAGACACAAAUGCAAAAUAUGCAUAUAAGCUUUUUUUUUUUUUUUUAACUUACCUAACGGAACAACAUAUGCAGCCGUUCGCCAGUUCGAGCCAUUCUUCAACUUGUUGGCCAUCUUUGUUGACCGUUAGGGAUUUCUCGAUAUCAAUGGCUGUAACAGUCAGUAACCAGUAGUUAACCCCCCAAAACAGCA
Molecule: messenger RNA, 3758 nt
Organism: Blastomyces gilchristii SLH14081
Lineage: Eukaryota; Fungi; Ascomycota; Eurotiomycetes; Onygenales; Ajellomycetaceae
Exons: 2
Coding region: 139-2064 (641 amino acids)
Source: RefSeq, a predicted model, not a curated record